CUCAUACAAUUGCCCUAAUUUUUAAGAUUGAUGGGAAGCAUAAAGCAUUCUUUAAGUUGGUGACUGGUUCCAAUAAAUGCCUAUCUAGUACUGCAUAUGGUUUUAGAAUGUGAGUUUAUAAAGAAGGUGGAGAUCCCAGCUCCCUCCUCCCUCAUGUCUAUAUAUAUAUGUCUGAGUGUGUGUUUUAGAGCUCUGGGGAGUGUCUUGACAGAGAACCUGAGCUGGACAAAGCAGCCUUAAUCUGAGUGAGCUAACCAGCACCAUGAAAAUAUCAGGUGUCCUUCUGCUCCUCUCUCUGGCUCUUUUCGGCUUUUAUUCAGGUGUCUUCAGUCAAGGAGUUCAGAUUGACUGUGGUGAGUUCCAGGACCCCAAGGUCCACUGCACUCGAGAAUCUAAUCCCCACUGUGGUUCUGAUGGCCGGACAUAUGGCAAUAAAUGUACCUUCUGUAAGGCAAUGGUGAAAAGUGGUGGGAAGCUCAGCCUAAAGCACCCUGGAAAAUGCUGAAUCAGAACAAGCGUUUUCUGCUGACUUGCCAGCUCCCUCAUCCUUCUUUUCUUGCCUCUGCUCUUACUUUUCUCUAGUGAAUCCCUUCAAUUUAUAAAGACACACCUUCUACUCUACCUUGAGCUUGGGGAGUUCAAUAUAUAUUUCCCUUGAUUCACUCAUCAAUAAAGUAAAUUCUAUAGAA
Molecule: messenger RNA, 689 nt
Organism: Orcinus orca (killer whale)
Lineage: Eukaryota; Metazoa; Chordata; Mammalia; Artiodactyla; Delphinidae
Product: serine peptidase inhibitor Kazal type 6
Exons: 4
Coding region: 263-505 (80 amino acids)
Molecular function (GO): protein binding
Source: RefSeq, a predicted model, not a curated record